Messenger RNA from Cariama cristata (Red-legged seriema), 1488 nucleotides. RefSeq names its product purinergic receptor P2X, ligand-gated ion channel, 7 (gene P2RX7). Lineage: Eukaryota; Metazoa; Chordata; Aves; Cariamiformes; Cariamidae. Gene Ontology annotation, molecular function: extracellularly ATP-gated monoatomic cation channel activity; purinergic nucleotide receptor activity. The record is from RefSeq and is a predicted model, not a curated record. Gene Ontology annotation, cellular component: nuclear inner membrane; plasma membrane. Gene Ontology annotation, biological process: monoatomic cation transmembrane transport; response to ATP.
GAGAUGGAUGAAGUUAGCACCUCAGUUUGCACUAGUGUGAAAAGAGUGGCUUACACAAACAACAGGAUCUGGGGUACAGCAGAAUACACUAUACCAAUGCAGGUAACAAACUCUUUUUUUGUGAUGACCAACAACAUUAAGACAGAGAAUCAACUUGAGCAGAGGUGCCCUGAGUAUCCCUUUGGCAAAGCUAUCUGCUCUUCAGACAAGUCUUGUGAAAAAGGGAGCGUAGAUAUCCACAGUCAUGGAAUUCAAACUGGAAGAUGCGUGAAUUAUAAUGCAACUGUUAAAACCUGUGAGGUCAGGGCAUGGUCUGUGGAAUCCAUGGAAAAGCCCUCUGAGCCUGCUGUUCUGAGGAGUUCUAAAGACUUCACUGUGCUAAUAAAGAGCAAUGCUCACUUCCCAAAAUUUAAUUACACCAUACUAAAUAUUCCACCAGAUUUAAAUACCUCCUGCAUAUAUAACAAGAUAACUUCCCCACUCUGUCCAAUUUUCUAUCUGGGAGAUAUCCUUCAGGAAGCAAAAGAGAAUUUUUCUGUGGUGGCAGUAAAGGGAGGAGUCAUUGCCAUUGAGAUUAACUGGGACUGUAACUUGAACAGCUGGUUUUACAACUGCAGUCCAAUGUAUAGUUUCCACCGCCUUGAUGACAAAAAAAUAAAACCUGGAUUCCGUUUCAGAUAUGCAAAGUACUACAAACUACCACAUGGGAAAGAGCAGAGAACUCUUUUCAAAGUCUAUGACAUACGGUUUGAUGUCCUUGUCUUUGGCACAGGUAGAAAAUUUAACGGCAUUGAACUCAUUAAAAACAUUGGGUCCGCGAUCUCCUAUUUUGGUUUGGUGAUGUAUGUGUCCAAUGUUGAUGAGCCACAUGUUACCUUGAUAAAGAAGCCUCUGAAAACAAGCUUGCAGCAUGCUCAAGGAAGCGCUGUUGAGAGCCACCCUGUGAAAUUCUGUGAUGCUGGCAGCUGCUGCACCAGCGAGUCCGACGACAACCAUGAUAAUGAAGAAUCAGAGCCAAUGCGCACCAGUGAGUCCAACAAGAACCAAGAUAAUGAAGAAUAUGAGCUGGGGCAACCUCUCAGACAAAGGGCCUCUUCCUCAGACUGCCAAAAGUGCUGCGGCUGUGGCAAUUGCCAGGCAACACAGCAGUACCAUGAGCAGCUUUGCUGCAGAAGGAAAAAAGGGCAGUGCAUCACAACCUCCCAUUGGUUUCAGCAGCUGGUGCUGUCCAGUCACACCCUGAGGAAAGCCCUUCUCUACAAAGACCCCUUUCUAGACUUUACGGAUGGCAAUAUCAACAACCAGCUGCGUCACCUUGCUUACAAGCAAUACAUUCACUGGCACUUUGGCUCUUUUGAUCUGGAAGACAGCACCAUCAUCCCAAGCUGCUGCAGGUGGAAAAUUAGAGAUACUUAUCCCAAAGCAGUCAACAACUACACGGUUUUAAGAUGGAAUGAGGAUGUAGCACAACUUGAGCUUACACUGUGA